Anopheles bellator is the source of this 714-nucleotide messenger RNA. RefSeq names its product odorant receptor 7a-like. Gene Ontology annotation, molecular function: olfactory receptor activity; odorant binding. The record is from RefSeq and is a predicted model, not a curated record. Gene Ontology annotation, biological process: sensory perception of smell; detection of chemical stimulus involved in sensory perception of smell. The coding region runs from base 1 to 714 and encodes 237 amino acids. The transcript has 3 exons. Gene Ontology annotation, cellular component: plasma membrane. Lineage: Eukaryota; Metazoa; Arthropoda; Insecta; Diptera; Culicidae.
AUGUUCUAUUGCUGCAGCGAACGAUCAUCUAACGUACGAUCAUUGGUCAGUUUCUACUACCUAGACAUCCGCUACAACUUGCUACACUACUCGGCCUACAUCGUCGUAGUCACUGUGCUGUCAGCCACCAGCUCAUUGUUGCUGUGCACCAAAGACGUGGUCGACUUCACUGCCGUCAAAUGUACGUCGAUGGUGUUCCGCAUAACGGCUAUGAAAGUACGGCAGCUUCCACGGCACAUUUCGGCACCAGACCUGCAAAAGGUUAUAGCGUCGCAUCAGGCCGUCCUGCGGUGUGCCAAAACGCUCCAGCAAGCCCUCAGCCUCUCGUUGCUGUUUCAACUCGCUUUCUGUAGUGCCAUCUGGGUGCUAAUGCUGUUUUACAUAUUGCUGAUGGUUCGCAACGGUUAUGGAUUUGACUCGAGGAUUCUUAACCUAGUGCUGCUGCUGAUGAUCGUAACCUCGGAAACCUACGUGUAUUGCAUCCUCGGCACGAAUCUAACAGAACAGAGUGACGAAGUAGUAAACGCCCUGCAGGAGCUGGCAUGGUACGAGCAGCCCGUAUCGAUCCAGAAGCAACUGCUGCUAAUGAUACGGCGCUCCCAGGAACCCACAGUACUAACGGCCGGCAAGCUCAUCCCCGUCAACAUUGCUCAGUUCAGUGCGAUGGUACAGAAGUCUUACUCGUUCUACUUGGUGCUAAAAGAUUUAUUCUAA